AUCCCGGGGACGCGAAGUCCUGGCGAGGCUGGGCUAGUGUGGAAGCUGCUUUAGGUUCCUUCCUGUAUGUCACGGAGAAUGUUUUAAGUGACUUGCUUUGGUGACUCGAAACUUGUGUACCCCAGAGGCUGCUCUUUCAAACAGUCGAUUUUUUCUCCUGCCUGUGGCUCAUUUCCAUGCAAAGAGCCUGACAUCAGAGUACCUUUUGUUGCUAAAAGCUUUCUUUAGCUGGGGGCGUGAGCAGUGGUGAAACUGGGAGAGCUCAUUUGGAAGGAAGGGGUACUAGAAAGUUAUCUACGCGCUGAAAAGAAACCAUAGGCACCUAUUCUGCUAGCAGUGCCUUACAAGCUGACUUUCUGAGGGACUCGCUUUUAGAUGGAUGUGUGUCUGUUUGUUGGAAGGAAGAUUUUGCAAUGAAUCAUUUGCUUUUAAGCUUACGAGAACCCCCGCGGUGAAACUGGCGCAGACUUACCUUCUGCUACCCUGUUGCUGCAGCUCUACCAGAAAAGUUUUGGAAGGAAUGUCAGCUGUGCACAGCUCCUGGCUCCAUCAGCUAAGAGAGAACAGACCCUAGGGGAAAGCUCUAAUGACUGAGCAGGAUCUGGCAUCUGACCUGGAGAUUUUUUUCUCCAUUGUCCUUGAAGCUUUCUUUUGGGAAGCAGUGAUUUGGCUGGUAGCAGAGAUCAGAUGAGAAGGCAUCGUGAAGCUGUUCAGAAGGACUGGGGAAGUGUUUGUUGUUGGUGUGUGGUGUGUUGAAGAGUCAUCCCUUUGACAGAAAGUUGUUGUUGGGAACCAGUAUUAAGCUCUGCUGAGGCAGGGAAUCCAUCUAGUCAUGGAGGAGGAACAAGCAGCCUGCCCCGAACCCCAGCCAGACAGCAUGAUGUCUGAUGCAUUCUCCAAACUGUGGACAGAUGUAAUGGGAAUACUGGACGGGUCACUGGGUAACAUCGAUGACCUGGCACAACAGUAUGCAGAUUACUAUAACACCUGUUUUACUGAUGUGUGUGAGAGGAUGGAGGAGCUGCGCAAACGGCGGGUUUCUCAAGACUUUGAUAUGGAGAAACCCGAUGCCAGCCCCUCAUCACUACAGCUGCGGUCCCAGAUUGAAGAAUCACUUGGACUCAGUAGUGCUGUAUCAACACCAGAGAGUGAAAGAAAGCUUUCCCUUCAUAAAUCAAGCUCUGAAGAAAGCUCUGUAGGGAAAGCAGACUGGAAAAAGAAGAAUAAGUAUUUUUGGCAGAAUUUCCGAAAGAAUCAGAAAGGAAUAAUGAGACAGACUUCAAAAGGAGAGGAUGUUGGUUAUGUGGCAAGUGAGAUCACAAUGAGCGAUGAGGAACGGAUCCAGCUGAUGAUGAUGGUGAAAGAGAAGAUGAUCACCAUUGAGGAAGCACUUGCUAGGCUGAAGGAAUAUGAGGCCCAGCACAGGCAGUCAGGCAUCAUAGACUCUACAGAUUGGCCUGAUGGCUCGUACCCGACAUUUGACGGGUCUUCCAAUUGUAAUUCAAGAGAACAAUCGGAUGAUGAAACAGAGGAGUCGGUGAAGUUUAAGAGGUUGCACAAGCUGGUUAACUCUACUCGCAGAGUCAGAAAGAAACUAAUUAGGGUGGAAGAAAUGAAAAAACCCAGCACAGAAGGUGUGGCUGAGCACUCACUUGACAGCUCUCCUGUACUGGAUAACAGAUCGGCACUUUACUCUGGAGUUCACAAGAAGCAAUUCUACUUAGAUGGCUCUUCUGAAAAGCAGCCUGAGGAUGACUCUGACUCACUCACUGCUUCUCCUUCAUCCAGCAGCCUAGAUACUUGGGGUGCUAAUAGGAAGCUGGUUAAGACCUUCAGCAAAACUGAUAGCCGUGGCCUUAUUAAGCCCCCCAAGAAGCUGGGGACGUUUUUUUCUUACCCAGAAGAGGAGAAGACCCAGAAGGUUUGCCGCUCUUUGACAGAGGGGGAGAUGAAGAAGGGCCUUGGCUCCCUGAGCCAUGGGAGAACCUGUAGCUUUGGAGGAUUUGACUUGACAAAUCGUUCACUGCAUGUUGGAAACAACAGCUCUGACCAAACGGGAAAGGAAGGAGACUUCAUUUAUAAAGAAGUGAUCAAGUCACCCUCUGCCUCCCGUAUAUCUCUUGGCAAAAAGGUGAAGUCUGUAAAAGAAACCAUGAAGAAAAGAAUGUCUAAAAAAUAUAGCAGCUCUCCGUCAGAGCAGGACUCCAGCCCUGAUGUAAUGCCAGGUUCUCCGCAGUCACCACAGCCAGAGACUGAUUCUCUGGAUAAGCCCAAACUGAAAGCUGGUGGUUCAGUAGAAAGCCUGAGGAGCUCCUUAAGUGGUCAGAGCUCAAUGAGUGGUCAGACAGUGAGCACAACAGAUUCCUCAGCCAGCAACCGGGAGAGUGUCAAGUCUGAAGAUGGUGAUGAUGAAGAGCCUCCCUAUAGAGGACCUUUUUGUGGACGAGCCAGGGUUCACACUGAUUUUACACCCAGCCCUUAUGAUACUGACUCCCUGAAACUUAAGAAAGGUGAUAUCAUUGAUAUAAUCAGCAAACCUCCGAUGGGCACUUGGAUGGGCCUGUUGAACAACAAAGUGGGCACUUUCAAAUUUAUCUAUGUGGACGUGUUAAAUGAGGAGGAAGAGAAGCCAAAGCGGCCCACAAGGAGACGACGGAAAGGAAGACCACCUCAGCCCAAGUCUGUUGAGGAUCUCCUAGAUCGUAUUAAUUUAAAGGAGCACAUGCCCACUUUUCUAUUCAAUGGUUAUGAAGAUCUGGACACUUUCAAACUGCUGGAGGAGGAAGAUCUGGAUGAACUGAAUAUCCGAGACCCUGAGCACAGAGCUGUUCUCCUCACAGCUGUAGAGCUUUUACAGGAAUAUGAUAGUAACAGCGACCAGUCGGGGUCUCAAGAGAAGCUUCUCAUAGAAGGCCAGGGACUGAGCAGAUGCUCCCCCCGGGAUUCUGGCUGCUAUGAAAGCACUGAAAACCUGGAGAAUGGUAAUGAGAAGAGAGAACCCAGCCUGACAGUCAGAUCUAAGACUGAGCCUUCAGCCAGUGAGCACUGUUUUAACAGAAACCAACUGCCAAGUUAUCCAACUCUGCUGACUAAAUCGGUAGAAGCUCUCCAGCAAGGACAGAAGGAAAUACGGUUGAGCUGCUUUCAUCAUGCUCCCAAGAGCUGCAUCAAGCCUUCAAGCAUCACAGGUUUGAAGAAGAAUCGCAGAAGUUUACCAGCAACUGUCUGCCGGAGCUGUGAGACUCUGGAUGGCACCCAUGCGGCCAAGUGGCCAAGAUCUUAUUCACUGGAUGACCUCCAAGGAGAAUCCAGCACUGACCUACCGAACACUGGUAAGAAGUAGAUUCUUUCCCUCAGGAUGCACUGGAUGUAGCAAAAAAGACAACUGGCUCCGGUCCUGAAGCCUAAGGCUCCUGGGGGUGUCAUGAGGGCAGAAGAGAAUCUACCUAAGCAAAUAAAGGAACUGCUGAUUCUCAGAAGGGAAAAAACUAGGAAUUGGACUACUCAGUACAGACACUUCAAGUGGGACUCCUACGCAUUAACCUGCUUAAAGCGCUGGGAGGCUCUGCCUACUUCAGUUACACAUAACAUAACAAGGACACCUCUGGAAAAUCAUCAUAAAAGCAGUCAUGACCUUGAAAGGGCUGAUAAUUCUCCAGUCCUCAAGGAAGAUCUGAAAGCUGAGGCAAAAGGGCGUGAGCGAGGCAAGAUUCAGUCAAAAAAUCUUUCACAGCCGCCACCAGUCCCUGCCAAAAAAAGCCGAGAACGCCUUUCUAAUGGACUAUAUCAUCCCCCUCUGACCCUAAGUGGAGCCCUUUCAAGUCCAGAUACACCAUGUUUGCCGGUAAAAAGGGCCAGUCCAUCCAGCCCCAUUGAUUGCCGUGUAGUACCUGACUGUAGGCCCUCUUCUGAGCAGCCCAGUACUCCUCCAAGCACACUGCCCCCUUGGCUAGCUGAGCUUUCUGAGACUGCUAGCAUUCAGCAACAUGUGGUAAAGCUAGGCCCUGCUUUAGCCAGGAAAGUCUCUUGUACUAGAGGGCUGGAUCUGGAAAUGUUGAUAGAAACAAGUGUGCAGUCUGAAGAGAUUGAUCUCACAGAGGAACCAUAUUCAGACAAGCAUGGUCGCUGUGGGAUUCCUGAAGCUUUGGUGCAGAGAUACUCUGAAGUAGAGCAGCCUGAAAAGGAUGUUGCUUCAAACAUGGACCAAAUCCGGGUGAAGCUGUUGAGGAAGCAGCACCGCAUGGCAAUUCCGAGCGGAGGGCUCACUGAAAUCUGCCGAAAACCUGUAUCCCCUGGACAUAUCACAUCUAUAACUGACUGGCUGGUUUCUAUUGGCCUGCCUAUGUAUUCUGGCUCACUCACAGAAGCAGGAUUCAACACGCUGAGCAAAGUGCCUUCUCUGUCACAAACUUGCCUUCAAGAAGCUGGCAUCACAGAGGAGAGGCACAUAAACAAGCUCCUGGCAGCAGCAAGACUCUUCAAACCCCUCAAUCCAGAGGCAAUUUAACAUGCCCUGGAAUGUGGCACUGUCUGAGACCCCACUGCUUCUUACUGCACCAGUUUUGCCCUAAUUUCUCCACACAACAAAUGGGAUCAAGCAAGUGGAUCCCAGGAAUAGGCAAAUAAACUCCUCAGAGGAUCGUCCUUUUUUCUGCCUUUAGCAACUAAAGGAGAAAAGAAGCAACCGCCAGGUAACAAGUGUGGUACUUCCUUAGUCCUCAACAACAAAGUAUUUUAGUUCUGAAAGUGCACAGGGCUAGCCUGUGGUUACACAGCUUCCCAGGUGACCAUUAAGCUAAAGGGGCCCUUGCACACUCUCCACAAGAUUGUGACAGCUACACCCGCUGUCAGCUCUGUUUCUGUUGCAAGAUCUCUAUGACUAGAAGGCCCUCUGUAAUGCUGGGUCCCGGUUACCAAGAGUCAGACCUGAAAGCCACGUACAAGCCAAGGUGCAGCUCACUGGCAAAAGCUGUUUAGCAAAUCAUCUUGGUUUUUUUGUUUGCUUGUUUUGUUGGUUUUAGCAAUCAAAUGCUAAAUACGUACCCUUUUUGUCAUCCUCUCUGUGGCUUGGUAUAGUUCCUAUAGACCAUAGAGCCUUUAGCUAGGCCAGAAUAAUGAACUGGAAUUAGUUUACAAUAUUGACCAUUUCUGUUGUUCCAGUACAACUAACCUAACAGAGUCCAAAACUCCUUUUGUGUAUAGAAUUGGGUCAUUUUUGUAACUGCUUUCUUGCAACCAGCUUUUUUUUAUUUGCCUUAAAAUCAGAUUGCCAGCAGUUAUCUAGUGUUCACUUAUCUGUAUCCAACCUUGCUUCAUUCUGUCGUCAUUCCAUGGCACUUAGGGUGAUUUUCAGUUAAAGUAACUUCUAUAAAUUGUCUUGUAACAUCUUCUGUUUGUAGAGGUGCUUUUGCAAAUGCAAAGUUUCCAUUGUCAGGCUAACUGUUCACAGCAGUCUGCAUUUGCUGCUGUUAUUACAAUGUUCAGAGUUAUCUUGCCUUGUAUAUAUGUAACUGCUUUUCAUUUUAAUCAUAUUUUUAUGUACUGUGUUAUACUGUCAAUCAUUAUACUGCAGCUUUGACUUGGUAUCCUGACCAUAUCAAUUCAAAACAUUGUUUUUUUCAAAUGAAAGAUUGCCCUGGGAAAUAAAAUCCACCGAAGAAGCAAACUGUGUCCCAUAGAAAGUAUCAGAGCAGUAAUUUCACUGCCUAGAGGAAGAAAACCUCAGUGUCUUAUGAAUUAUGCUGUCAUUUUACAAAACUUGAUGUCCCCCAGUUCGAGUGUUUUGAAAUAUCUUCUCUUCAGAAGAAAGUGUCUUUCUGGAAUGCUGGACAAACCAUUUUUUGUCCAUAAAAUAAUGAUCCUAUUUUCUGUCUAAUCCACUGUAAAAUCUCCCAUUCACAGCUGUGGAUGCUAACAGAUUUUAUUUUUGUACGUGGGCACUCAUUUUAUAUACCAAAUACAGAUCACCAUGAAUAGUAUUAACUAGAUUUUUUUCUUUGGUGUCUAUAUCCUAUGUACUUUUCUUUAACUUACAGUAGUGGAAACUCUUCAUUGUAGACCGAGUAGGUUUUCCUUUGGCAGGUGAAUUGAAAGAUGUAGUCUAGUGAUCUGAGCACAGGCCUAGAAAUCUGUUUCUGUUGCCAGCCCUGCCACUACCUUGCCAGGUGAAUUCGGGCAAGUCACUUCCCCUCUCUGAGACUCUAUUAUUCCACUCAUAAAAUGAGGAUAAUGAUGCUUACUCAUCCUGGUAAAGUGCAUUCAGACUGAUGAAUGAAGUGCUGAAAGUGCACUAUUA
Molecule: messenger RNA, 6295 nt
Organism: Gopherus evgoodei (Goodes thornscrub tortoise)
Lineage: Eukaryota; Metazoa; Chordata; Testudines; Testudinidae
Gene: SASH1
Product: SAM and SH3 domain containing 1
Molecular function (GO): protein binding
Source: RefSeq, a predicted model, not a curated record